Molecule: messenger RNA, 832 nt
Organism: Micromonas pusilla CCMP1545
Lineage: Eukaryota; Viridiplantae; Chlorophyta; Mamiellophyceae; Mamiellales; Mamiellaceae
Exons: 2
Coding region: 46-630 (194 amino acids)
Source: RefSeq, a predicted model, not a curated record
CAACCUCUGCGUCGCACCAAGAGAAAGGUAAAAAGACCGGCCAAAAUGGGCAUCUUCAGCAGCAGCAAGAAGAAGAACAAGAAGAAGCUCGCGAACGCGCAGGCGGACGCCACGGGCGCGUCCUUCGCGUACCACCGCAACACGACGGCGCUGGUCAUCAAGUACAACCUUCAGUACUUCCCAAUGUCCAUCCUCCGCCGCUCCCCGAUGAACCUCCUGGACCUUCCGUACCUGCUCAUCAAGUGGGUGCUGUUCUUCAUCCUGAGCAUCCUCGAGAUUCCGUAUAACAUCGUCAUGAGGAUUAUCUCGCCGGUGUUGCGCCCGAUCAACCGCUUCGUGAUCGCGCCGCUCAUGGCGGUGUACUUUUGGGUGGUCUUCUUCCCGAUAAGCUUCCUGAUCCGCGUGACGCAGAUUCCGAGGAUCAUCGGUCUGCUGCUCGGCAACGUCGUCGGCCGCACGUUGUGGAGGAUCAUCACGUUCCCGUUCCUGUACCCGCCGAUCAACUGGACUAUCGACCUCCUCCGGCUUCUCAACCCGAUGCGGUACCUCCCGGUGCCCCCGCCGGGGUACUUCAACCGCGGGACGACGAGCGGCAAGAAGGUCAAGAAGACGCCGAGCAAGAAGCGCUGAGCGGCGGUCGUCGGAGGUGGUUGAAGAUUAACGCUGCUUGAGGGGAGAUGCGUUAGUACCCCUUGUUACAUAAUACGCGGAGGGAGGAGGAAAACGGAGGACGCGCGCGCGUCGCCGCCGAAGAAGGCUGGCGAAUCAGCCGCGACGAACAUGUCUAUAAGAUAUUUAAUACCCCUCUUGAUUAAAAACUGAAAGAGUAUCC